This is a messenger RNA of Rhododendron vialii, 783 nucleotides long. RefSeq lists its product as uncharacterized. The transcript has 2 exons. The record is from RefSeq and is a predicted model, not a curated record. Bases 20 to 736 code for a protein of 238 amino acids. Lineage: Eukaryota; Viridiplantae; Streptophyta; Magnoliopsida; Ericales; Ericaceae.
UACUACUACUCCGCAUGCGAUGGAGGCACAAAUUCUAGAUUACACCUUGGUACCAUUAGGCCUACUAAUAAUGGUGGGAUACCACAUCUGGCUCCUCUAUCAGCUCGUCAACCACCCCUCCACCACCGUCAUCGGUUUUCAAGCUAUCAACCGCCGCUUCUGGGUUUCUGCUAUGAUGGAGGAGUCACCAAAGAACGGGGUUCUGGCAGUGCAAACCCUGAGAAACAACAUAAUGGCGUCAACCCUGUUGGCAUCAAUGGCGAUCAUGCUAUCCUCACUCAUCACCGUCCUCAUGAGCAACCAGGGCGGUUACAGCUCCCCUGGCGGAUUCGUCUAUGGAGACAAAAGCGAGCUAAUGCUAACACUGAAAUUCUUCUCCAUAUUAGUCUGUUUCUUGUUAGCAUUCUUGUUCAACGUCCAGUCCAUUCGUUACUACAGCCACGCCAGCAUACUAAUCAACGUCCCACUAAAGAAUCAGCAGGGGCAGAGUCUUCAUCAUUUGACGGUGGACUAUGUGGGGAGGACUGUGAACAGGGGAGGGUAUUUCUGGGCACUAGGUCUGAGGGCUUUUUACUUCUCUUUGCCUCUGUUCCUCUGGAUCUUUGGACCCAUUCCGGCCUUUGUUAGCUGCUUUGCUCUGGUUUUGAUGUUCUAUUUUCUUGAUGUGACAUUUGACUUUCGUGGGGUUUGUAAUGCUUCCGACGACCACCACCACCACGAGGAUGUGGGGUGCUAGAGCAAUUGGGGUUUGUAUUCAACUUAAGUUGAAUUGAAUUGCUCUUC